AGGGGGGACCCGGCGGGCGGGCAGUGCUUCUGGCGGCCCGGGUUCCGAGCCCGAGCGCUUCAGUUCCUCGCCGCUUUCCAGCACUGCCCAUGCAGGGACCAGGCGGGCAGUGAGCAGCACUCGCCGGAGACAGUGCCUCUGCAGAGCUUCGCUUCCAGCGCCUCCCACCAUGUCCCAGCAACGCCUUUGGAGGCACCGGCGGUGCCCGCACCGAAUACCAGCAGUGGCAAGAUGCAGCAGCAGCAGCCGCAGCCUAGCUCCAGCGAGUCCGCCUCUAAACGGCAGCCCGAUGCCCAGCCGGUGCCCGAGCCGGCGGUGAGCAGCGGUGCGGUGCCCAAGCGUGUUCCGGCUGGACAGCGAAGUCGGGCGCGUCGCUCGUGCACGGGUCGCAUCCAGCGCCAGGCGUCCGUGUGCCUCCCCUGGGACGAGGAACCUCAGUGCAGCCACUGGACCACGUGCCCCCAGCCGCGCCGGCUCUCCAUUCCCGCGCGGCUGGUGCCCCGAGACCUGUCCGGUGAAGGCUGGUGCGAAGUGCCUAGCCCACUUAGGGAGUCUGCCAGCACAGAGGCUCCAGGAAUCCUGGAGCAGGGCCUGGAUCGGAUGGCCCGUCUUCUCAAGUCGCGGUCCCUGGAAGAAGAGGGCACACCGGCGGUCCUCUACAACGAUAUUGGCAGCAAGGAAAACGUGCACCACGAAGAAGACUCCCUUUCUUCCCCCGGGCUCUCUCCAGAAAGCGACGACGAUGACAACAGCGAGGACCCAGAGACGGUCCGGAUGCAGUACCGUCAGCUCUGGGAGCUUAGGGCUACCUUCGAGGAAGAAGAGACGACCGACUGCGUCGAAGACCUGUCCUCCGGGUCUCACGGCGUGGCCUCCCGCCUCUGCAAUGACGAGGAAGAGGACGACAGACCUCCCUGUGGGUUCAGUACGUCUCAGGAGUCUGAGGCAACCGACGACCCGGCUCGCGCGCUCAACCUUUCCAGCGACGCCCGCAGGCAAAACUACAAGGUCCUCCUUGCCCGGAGACUGCACCGCAAGACGGAGAGCUCGGCUGACAACAGCUUUGACAGCAUGGAGACGGACUGCUCGUCGACGGACGCCAGCCGCACCGAGGGUGGCAUGACCACGUCCUCGUUCGACUCGACCACGGACAACACUGAUGGCGACGGUCAGAUGGGGCAUCAGUCGCGGUUACAGCAGAUGAAGGCCGACAGCGGUUACCGCUCCAUGGAGAGCACCAACGGGAACAAGCUGUCCAGGAAGAACGUGCUGGCCGGCCAGGAAGGCGGCUCAUCCAGGCGGAGCAGCGCCCUCCGGAAGCGGCGUCAACUCGAGGGCGCCCAAGGGCAGGCGUCUUCGGACGACGGCGCCUCCGCGUCCGCGGCGGCUGGUGCCCCCACCGACGAGCCCUCGUCGGAGCAGCCGGAGUCGAGCUAUUACGACGUGCACGGAAAGAUGUCCGUGUUCCACCGCUUCUUCCGCUCGAGUCGCCGCAGCAGCCGGUCAUCCAGCUCCAAGCGGAUCCUGCUGAGGGACUACAGCAUCGACUAUCGGUCGGAUCAGCUCUUCAGGAAAUUCUCCAGUCAGGAUCCAGUCGAAGACACCGCUCAGGACACUUCCUUGGCAGCCAGUCCUCGGUUAAGCUCUACUCGGCUGCUGUCUCCGCAACUGAGCAUCGAAGAGGAAGAAGGUUCCGACGCUUCAGCCAUGGAUGACGACUGGAAGGCGCCCUGUUGCGAAGCACCCGUCGCAGCGUUGCCAACCGACUAAGUGCGGCAAAAUGACACACGCGUUUUUUCGAACUUGCUCUUUCUAACGCCCUGUUUGUUCGUUGGUUCGUUUAUGGCGUGUGUAUUGUUUCCAUGAAGUGUGACUCGUGGUCGCGGUGGAAAAUGACAUUUCGUACAGCGGCCGUUCUGAGAAUGCCGGGCAAUACGGUGGCUCGGUGUCAUUUAGUGCUUUGAUCUCUCUUGGACGACUUUCCGAAUGGGCCGGUUCAGAGCUUUUGGUUUCGAACAAGCCGUAUGUCGUGCUUAGCAGCAAACCUGGAAGGGAAAUCUGAGGGUGCGUGUCACUUGAAGGUAUCCUCAUGACCUCAGUCCGCGUACUUCUGAAUGCUACUACUCCUGUUUGCUUGGGGCUUCCUUAAAAAUUAGGGGGAAAGGGUGUUUGCAGUUUUCAUGAGAUUAGCUUAUCAAAACAAAGAAGUGCCACAAGGUAAAAUGUGUCGUAUUAGUGUGUUUAUUAUAAGCGAAACCAGUCUGCCUGUUAUAUCGCAUCUUAUGUCACCACUGUAAAGUAGCAAUUUCACCUCUUCAGUACGACGACUAGAGGUGUAUUCACUGGACGCCAUAUUUGGGUGCACUGUUCAACGCGCAUGCUCAGAACAGGUUAACAUUUACAGGCUGCUAAGAUAGGCAGUCUUGAUGGUGUGGAGUACGUGUCGCAAAACAACUGUAGAGGCUCGCCGUGAGCACAAGCUCAGCUGCUGCGGACUCGGCCAUUCGCGGCGAGAAGUUUGAGGAUCGCCGCCAGGUGGAAUUUUUUCACAACCCAGAGUGAGGAUACUUCCAUUUCCUCUGCUGCUAUAAACAGGUGCAACGCGAAUCUUUUUUGCACUAUGAAAAUUAAAACAUCACUGCGUGAGCAGCACGUCCGCUACCCAUAGUGAGGAAAACAGCAGCGCCCAUCGCGAGCUUCUCACCGCGAAUGGCCCCAGUGAAUACUCCCUUUACAUCUGAAAGUGUAACGUGCAUCACGUUACGCUUUCAGACCAUACCAACCAUACCAUACCACUCCAUACCAUACCACACCAUACCAUACCAUACCAUACCAUACCAUACCGUACCAUACCAUACCGUACUGUACCAUACUAUACCACACCAUACCAUGCGUUACCGUAGCGUAUCGUACAAUAUACCAUACCAUACCGCACGUGGAGUUGCCAAGUCACCUGUUUGUUUCACCGCACUCACUUUCUCCUCGUUGACGACCUUGUUGUUUCCCUGAGGAAAAAAAAAACAAAAAACGCUCGCCGCCGGCCUGCGCCUACAACCAAACAGAAUGGUGAAUCAUAUUAUAAAGUGGAUGAGCACGGCGGAAACACCUACCAAAUACUCACACCGAUAAACCUCACUCCGCAGUCCGAAUUAGGCUGGAAUGGGCACCAGCCAUCUGGACCGGCCCAUGAGGAAAGCCGCCCAUUUCGUUGUCUUUCUGGAGCGAACCAGGAGCGCCCGAUGCUCGCCUGUUUAGCUUAGCGUGCCAGGUUAGGCUCGCGCUGGCACGCGAUCUAAAAUAGCCACAGAGGAGCUCUCGGAACGUUCCAGAAAGUCCGAGAGAAGGAAGACGACCAUUGUUUGACGGGGACGUUUCUCGGGGCCUUUUUGUACAAUGAACGUGUUACACUGUGCGUCUCCUAC
This is a messenger RNA of Ixodes scapularis (black-legged tick), 3422 nucleotides long. RefSeq names its product dentin sialophosphoprotein-like. Lineage: Eukaryota; Metazoa; Arthropoda; Arachnida; Ixodida; Ixodidae. The record is from RefSeq and is a predicted model, not a curated record. The transcript is spliced from 4 exons. Bases 232 to 1770 code for a protein of 512 amino acids.